ACAACAAUGGUGACAGACGUGCAGUUGGCCAUCUUUGCCAACAUGCUUGGCGUGUCCCUGUUCCUGCUGGUGGUGCUGUACCACUACGUGGCCGUCAACAACCCAAAGAAGCAGGACUAGGAAAUAAUUUGGACCCUUGGCAGAUGGAUAUCAUCACCAUCGCCCAGGAAAUAACCCCCCCCCCCCCUCCAAAAAAUGAUUUCCUAAAUAUUGUGCAGUAGUUUUUUUUUUCUAAAUAAAAAUGCAAAAAAAAAAAGUAUCUGUAUUGGUUUUA
This is a messenger RNA of Phyllopteryx taeniolatus (common seadragon), 274 nucleotides long. RefSeq names its product oligosaccharyltransferase complex subunit 4 (non-catalytic) (gene ost4). The coding region runs from base 7 to 120 and encodes 37 amino acids. The transcript has 3 exons. The record is from RefSeq and is a predicted model, not a curated record. Lineage: Eukaryota; Metazoa; Chordata; Actinopteri; Syngnathiformes; Syngnathidae. Gene Ontology annotation, cellular component: oligosaccharyltransferase complex.